This is a messenger RNA of Cylindrotheca closterium, 1071 nucleotides long. The record is from the annotation of a GenBank genome assembly. NCBI's taxonomy places the organism in Eukaryota, Bacillariophyta, Bacillariophyceae, Bacillariales, Bacillariaceae.
AUGUCCGUUUCAUUACCUACUGAUGUCGGGGAUCCUAUUAGCCAAUCCAAUGCAAGUGACGCUGCCAAUAUUAGCAGCAAUGGCAAUUUUUCCAUGCCAACGAAUAAUACGGAUGGGGACGACUCGCCCUCCUCUACUACGGAAACCGACAGUGAGACGGGCAGCGGUGCCACCCCUCUUCUCUAUUUUUUGAUGCUGGUGUGGAUCGUCUGGAUCUUAUUCUUUGUAAUAUGGAUACCUUUAUUGGUGGUCAGAAAUCGAAGAGUCUCUCAAUGGAAACGAUCUCAAAAGCGAGCGGCGGCGGGGAGCAAUCAAGACAAUAUUAAUGGCGGGCGGAAUUACAAAUACCAACGAUACAAGGAAUCUGGCUCGCAAGUGACAAUGUCCUUGUUGUUGCUUUUUGCUACUGCAAUUGGACUGGGGCUUUCCAUAUUUGCAAAUUUGUCUUGUGAUUUUAUCCAGCUCAACGAAUCCUUGACUUUGGAAUGGGAGAAUACGUCGGAGGAAGACUUUUUCCGGAUUAUGAAUGAAGGAGGCGACAACGUUGUCAAUACAGGAGACUCCUUGCGUCUGGAAUAUUAUUCAUUGGGAUUGUGGGCCUUGGGCCUGUCGUCUUCGAAAUCUAAUUUCUUGGGUGGAGGUGAUAACUAUCAAGAUUCCUGUUUCAGCAUCUCCGAGACAGAAAGCUUGGAGUUGGGCUGGCAGUUUCAACUGGCUCGAGUGGCAUCCGUAGCUGCAUCAGUCUUGGGCGGCCUGAGUUUCUUGUUCUUGUUCACGGGAUGCUGUUGUCCCUCGCAACGAGGGUACUUUCAUUAUUUGACACUGCCGUUUCUCUUGGCGACCAUUCUGCAAUCGUUGACGCUCUUUUUGCUGGAUACACCAUAUUGUACAUCUUUCGUAGAUUCCAACAAUUGUGAAAUGGGACUUGGAGCCGUGGCGUCCAUCAGCGCAUCUCUGUAUUGGCUGUUUGGGACAUUGGCGUCUAUGACGCCGUUUCCCCCGAUUGCGACUACAUUUGCGCCGUUACCGAGUGAGGAAGUGGAAUCCAACCGGUUAUCGAAUCAAAUAUAG